UUCUCCGUCUGGGAACUGCUGCUGCUCCCGCUCCCCAGCGAGAACGCUUAGCCGAAAGCUGGGAGAGUCAGGAUGAGGAAAAGACGGGUCCAGCGGAUGGUGCUGGCCACUUGCAUCGGCUCUUUGCUCCUGGUGAUCUUCUACUUCCAGAGCAGCCUGAAUCCCGCUGCCGAGGACAGGAUCUUGAGGACUGACUGGUUCGGCAAGUCAGGGCGAAGCCCACUCCAGGCCCUUUAUGACAGUGAUCAGUUCCCACCGUCGUCCGUUCAGGCGGCCCACCAGCGGCGCAGGGAGCUGCUGGGCAGGGUCUGCAGCCGCUACACCCUGAAGAGACGCCUGCUGACCCCGGAGGACCUGCGUCACCUGGUGGUUGACGACGACCACGGCCUCCUGUACUGUUACGUGCCCAAGGUGGCCUGCACCAACUGGAAGCGGGUGAUGAUGGUGCUCACCGGGCAGGGCAAGUACCGCGACCCCCUGGAGAUCCCGGCCCACGAGGCCCAUGUCCCGGCCAACCUGCGGACACUGGCAGAGUACAGCCCGGCAGAGAUCAACAGGCGCCUGCGCAGCUACCUCAAGUUCCUGUUUGUGCGGGAGCCCUUUGAGCGCUUGGUCUCCGCCUACCGCAACAAGUUCACCCGCAGCUACAACACCGCCUUCCACAAGCGCUACGGGACCAAGAUCAUCCGGCGCCACCGGCGGCAACCCAGCCCCGAGGCGCUGGCCCGAGGGCACGACGUGCGCUUUGAGGAGUUCCUCUACUACCUGCUGGAUCCCCGGACCCAGCAGGAGGAACCAUUCAAUGAACACUGGGAGCGAGCUCACUCGCUGUGCCACCCCUGCAUCGUCCAUUACGACGUGGUGGGCAAGUACGAGACGCUGGCCGAGGACGCCGCUUACAUCCUGCGCCUGGCCGGGGCCGACGUGCGUUUCCCGGCCUCGUCCAAGAAUGCCAAGACCACAGACAACAUGGCGGCCCACUUCUUUGAGGGCAUCAGCCCUUUCUACCAAAGAAGACUCUUUAAUUUAUACAAGAUGGACUUCCUCCUCUUCAACUAUUCCAUCCCCUCUUAUCUGCGGCUCCGAUGA
Messenger RNA from Tachyglossus aculeatus (Australian echidna), 1089 nucleotides. RefSeq names its product carbohydrate sulfotransferase 11-like. The transcript is spliced from 3 exons. Lineage: Eukaryota; Metazoa; Chordata; Mammalia; Monotremata; Tachyglossidae. Gene Ontology annotation, cellular component: membrane. Gene Ontology annotation, biological process: carbohydrate biosynthetic process; proteoglycan biosynthetic process. Bases 73 to 1089 code for a protein of 338 amino acids. Gene Ontology annotation, molecular function: sulfotransferase activity. The record is from RefSeq and is a predicted model, not a curated record.